AUGCGGCGGGCGAUGGAGAGCAUUGAUCUGGGCGAACUCGGGAUUGGGGAGAUUAGGAGCAAGAGGGCGGCCACCGAUGCUCUCCUCCUCGAGAUCCCCGGUCCCGAGUCGCAUGCGAGGGCGGAUGCCCUCGCCGGUAAGAUGUCGAUCCUCUUCGCCGACACGGGGAACGUGCGGAUAGCGCGUCCCUCGAAGAGGGCCGACAUAAGGGUCCGCGACCUCGACGAUGCGGCCACCGUGGAGGAAGUCGUCUCCGCGGUGGCGGUCGCCGAAGGCUGCAGGCCCGGUGAGGUAAGGGCAGGGGCAAUCCGCCCCGAGGGGGACCGCAUGGGGGCGCUAUGGCUCCAGUGUCCCCUUGAAGCCGCCCGCAAAGUCUGGGACGGAGGGCGCCUCAAAGUAGGCUGGUCCUCCGUCCGGGUGGAGGCCCUGACGAAGCGCCCCCCCAAUGCUACAAAUGCUUGGAGUGGGGGAACGUCAGGGCCUCCUGCAGGAGCAGCGCCGACCGCAGUGGUCUUUGUUACCACUCCCGCGGCGUGCGACGCACUGGCGACAUGCCCGGUGUGUCGCGACGCCGGUCGGCCCUGUGCCCAUAGGGUUGGAGGUCCCGCCUGCCAAAUGGGCAAGCGGGGAAGCGGGGGUAAGGGAGGGAGGCGGAGACGCAAGGCGUCUGAUAAAUCUUCGCCCUCUAAGCCUCCCGCAGUCAAGGAGGGGGUUCCCGUUACCACUCAGGCGGAAGGGGGUCCCAAAGCCCCAGCUCCUCCUGAGGACUGCUCCCUGCUCCAUUGGGGCAGAGGCCUCCCUCGGUGA
This is a messenger RNA of Odontomachus brunneus, 807 nucleotides long. RefSeq lists its product as uncharacterized. The coding region runs from base 1 to 807 and encodes 268 amino acids. The record is from RefSeq and is a predicted model, not a curated record. The transcript has a single exon. Lineage: Eukaryota; Metazoa; Arthropoda; Insecta; Hymenoptera; Formicidae.